AUGGCUGAUACAAUUCAUAUUCUUGGGCUAGGUGGUGUGGGUGUCCUCGUCGCACACUCCCUGGCUGGAGUCACCAACCGGCCGCGCCUGAAUUUGAUGCUGCAUAGACCAAAAGAAUAUCAUCCUCCAUCACUCGCCAUCACCAGAAACGGAGUUACAGAGUACCAGACUGACUUCGACUUUGAAUCUUACCAAGAUGGCUGUUGGUAUCGAGAGCUUCCCGGAAGUUCCGUUGAGCCCAUGGAACACUCACAGUCUCAAAGCGUCUUGUGUAACGAAGCACCUAUUCAUGUUCUCAUCGUCGCGGUUAAGGCUCAUCAUACAAUCCAUUCAAUUCAACUUGUCAAGCAUCGUCUUUCUAGGCAUUCCACCAUUUUGUUUUUGCAGAAUGGAAUAGGCUCCCUAGAUGAGCUUGACACUGAGCUAUUCCCAAACGCAUCUGUACGGCCCUAUUACAUGUCUGCUGUUGUCACUCAUUGCAUUCGUCGGAACGAAUUCUUUUCAGCAACUCAUACGGCCAUGGGCAGCAUUAGCUUGGGUAGCUCUCCUAGAACUACCGAAGCUUUCAAAGCUUCCAUGUCUCUUAAGGCUCCUCCUGGGGCUGACGGAUUGGUCAGCCUCUUUAAGCGGGCCUACUACCUGAAUGCCGCAGUAAGGAGUCCACAAGAAUUGCUUCAGCAACAGUUGAACAAGCUUGUAACCAAUUCUGUUCAUAACCCUCUGACGUCUCUUUUGGACUGCUCCAUCGAAGGCCUCAUAACAUCAACCAAUCCCCUAGUCCAGGCUACCUCUGACGCUCUUGUUUGCGAGUUUUCAGAUAUCAUCAAAGCCUUACCUCUCUCGGGGCUCAUCAGCAAAGAAGAUCUGGAGACCGAAUUUUCCGCUGCUAAAUUGAAAACGACAAUAAAUCAGAUAGGUCAGCGGGCCGGGGCACAUACGACUUCAAUGCUGCAAGAUCUAAGGAAUGGCGAGCAAACAGAGAUCAUGUAUCUCAAUGGGUGCUUUAUGCGGUGGGCGGUAGACUUAGGCAUUGACUGUCCGGUCAACAAAAUAAUAAUACGGAAGGUGUUGGAGAAAGAAAGUAAGGCUGAUAAAAUAAUGUUACAUCAAAAUGCUGGUCCCCCCGACGUUCUUGAUGAUCUCAUGAAGGGCAACCUGCUUAGCACCACUGGUGUGGAAACUACCCAAGUUUAG
Penicillium soppii is the source of this 1194-nucleotide messenger RNA. Its product is annotated as ketopantoate reductase family protein. Gene Ontology annotation, molecular function: NADP binding; 2-dehydropantoate 2-reductase activity. NCBI's taxonomy places the organism in Eukaryota, Fungi, Ascomycota, Eurotiomycetes, Eurotiales, Aspergillaceae. The transcript has a single exon. Bases 1 to 1194 code for a protein of 397 amino acids. Gene Ontology annotation, cellular component: cytoplasm; mitochondrion. The record is from RefSeq and is a predicted model, not a curated record.